AUGUCUCAAAAGGCUUUGACUCUCCUCACUCUAUUUUACAAAACAUAUAAUGAGAAAGUAAACGACUGGGCUGGAGAAAGAGGUUUCACCAUUGAAAAACCCGUUUUCCUUGGGUCCCAGAUACUCUUGCUUCAGUCAGGGGAUGUCAGAAUUCAGCACGAUCGAAUUUCAAUUGUGAUCUUUAUUCCAAUACCCAAGGCCAUAGAAGACAAUGAAGAAAUUGUGGCUACCGAUGAGGCCACGACCACUAAAACCUCCUCCGCAAGGCCACUAGAACCACAUUACAGGAUCUCGAUUCAGUCUCUUGUAACUGGGCCAGUCUUUGCUGAAUCUUCUGUCGAGUGCGAAGUGGGCGACGUACUUGUUCUCGAGGGAGGGGAGCAACUAUCGUUAAGGGGUGAUGAUGUGUGUAUGCUGUGCACCCUGCAUCGUACGAACACGGCUGGCGCUGGGACGAAAGAUAACGAUCAGAUGUAG
Fusarium poae is the source of this 477-nucleotide messenger RNA. RefSeq lists its product as uncharacterized. Bases 1 to 477 code for a protein of 158 amino acids. NCBI's taxonomy places the organism in Eukaryota, Fungi, Ascomycota, Sordariomycetes, Hypocreales, Nectriaceae. The transcript is spliced from 2 exons. The record is from RefSeq and is a predicted model, not a curated record.